Metopolophium dirhodum (rose-grain aphid) is the source of this 606-nucleotide messenger RNA. RefSeq lists its product as uncharacterized. The transcript has a single exon. The coding region runs from base 1 to 606 and encodes 201 amino acids. NCBI's taxonomy places the organism in Eukaryota, Metazoa, Arthropoda, Insecta, Hemiptera, Aphididae. The record is from RefSeq and is a predicted model, not a curated record.
AUGGUUCCCGACGCAGUAUCUACUACAUUAUACGCCAAGGGAGCUAAAAAAUGGAUUAUUGACAUUGACAGUAGUAAAAGUGUUGUGUGCUUCUCUACGAUAAAAAAUUUAAAUUUUUUUCAAAAGUGUGACGCUGUUUUGAUGGAUGGUACUUUUUCAAGCUGUCCUUCUCUGUUUAAUCAAUUAUUCGUGGUUCAUGGCGUAAAAAAUAGUAUUUACGUACCAUUAUUUUUUUGUUUGUUGGUGGGCAAAUCAGUUACUGAUUAUUGUACAGCACUCAAGUUUUUGAAACAACGUUCACCACAACUAACAACCACUUUUCAUAUUGAUUUUGAACAAUCUAUCCACUCAGCUGUUCGUCUAGUGUGGCCAAUGAGCAAAAUAAAAGGAUGUCGGUUCCAUCUCGGACAAUCUUGGUACAGAAAAAUACAGUCAUUAGGUCUAUCUAAAGUAUAUAGUACUGAGGAUGAAAAGGGAAACUUUUUAAAAACAUUUUUUGGUCUACUGUUUUUGUCACCUAACGAAGUGGAUGACUGCUUUACAGAUGAUUUUAUGUCUACGUUGCCGGCUGACUGCUAUACACGAUUUUAUAGAUUAUGUUUUUGA